Molecule: messenger RNA, 507 nt
Organism: Rhizopus microsporus ATCC 52813
Lineage: Eukaryota; Fungi; Mucoromycota; Mucoromycetes; Mucorales; Rhizopodaceae
Exons: 3
Coding region: 121-375 (84 amino acids)
Source: RefSeq, a predicted model, not a curated record
GAAAUACAAGCCGAUAUGGCGACUAUAUAAAAUCAUGCUUAGCUGACGCGACACAUUAAAAAGUAUUGGUGAUAACGUCAUAGUUAUAACUACAGAGAGAAAUGUGCAGAUGAAUUCGAUAUGACAGCAUAUAAAGAGAUUAUGGACGAAUGCAAAAAACUUAGAACAUUACUACCAAGCUCAAUUACUCACUUUGACGAUCAAAAAGCUGCUGAAUUAGACAAAUCCUCUGAACAUUACAAAUUGCUGCACACUGUGCAGCAAGCGGUUUUCAAUUUUAAAUUCUGGACGAAGGAGUCUGAUGAAGUAAUGGGUGCUGUUGAAGAGCAACAAAAAUAUACGGCGGCAGAUAUUUCUACUUCCCAUUGCAAUUAAAUUGUCUAUAACCCACCACGGUCACCAAAACCUAUGCUUGCACCCUUUUUUCACGCCAGUAAGACCUAAUAAAAGGAAAACACCUCAUGAAUAUAACCGGGAUGAAGACAAGAAGUAGGCGUUGCAUCAGCC